UCGGUCCUUGAUAGGGGCUGGCGGCGGUGGCGCUCCUGGGCUGGCCCGGGGGUCGCUGCGUGGCCGCUGCCUGCAAGCAGCUUUCUGCUGCUUCCUUCCCGCCCUGCCGCAGGUGAUCUUCCGGGUCCGCCAUCCCAGGCGGGCGGCAGUCGCCUUGGGCGAAUGCGUGUCUGUGACGGGGGAAGGGCACGUGAAAUGGCCGCAGAUGACAAACGGUCUCCGACACUGGACUCUACCGGUGAUCUACCUCAUUCUCCUAGUAGUCCGUCUCACCUCACUCACUUCAAACCCCUGACUCCUGACCAGGAUGACCCUCCUUUUAAAUCAGCUUACAGCUCUUUUGUAAAUCUCUUCCGUUUCAGCAGAGAUGAUGGCAGGCUUUCAUCCCCGGCAGAGAGAGCAGAGGCAGGACAGAGUGAUCCACAGGUGUUGAGCAGCGGCUGGUCCAGUCCUCAACAUCCCACCAGGGCUCAGUCUCUGAGGUCGCCGGUUCCUUACAAAAAACAGCUGACUGGUGAGCUGCAAAGAAGAUCUUCUACAACCCUGGACAAUCGAAGGAAAGUUGAACAGCCUCUUGGAGGUCAUGAUCCUCGAACAGCUGUUCAGUUAAGAAGCCUCAGCACUGUUUUAAAGCGUCUCAAAGAAAUCAUGGAGGGGAAGAGCCAGUUUGUGGCAGCUUCUGAAGGCCCUGGAGAUUUUCAGACAUCUUUGAAGGACAGUGACUUGAAGCAGUACUGGAUGCCUGACAGCCAGUGCAAAGAAUGCUAUGACUGCAGUGAGAAAUUCACCACCUUCCGGCGGAGGCACCACUGUCGACUUUGUGGGCAGAUCUUCUGUAGUCGAUGCUGCAAUCAGGAAAUCCCUGGAAAAUUCAUGGGCUACACAGGGGAUCUCCGAGCCUGCACUUACUGCCGCAAAAUAGCCUUAAGCUAUGCACACUCCACAGACAGUAACUCCAUUGGAGAAGACUUAAAUGCUCUGUCCGAUUCUGCGUGUUCUGUAUCAGUGCUGGAUCCCGGCGAGCCACGCACACCAGUUGGGAGUCGUAAAGCUAGCCGCAACAUCUUUCUGGAGGAGGAUCUAACCUGGCAAAGUUUGAUUCACCCAGACUCUUCAACUACCACGUUGUCUGCACGCCUUGGGUCUGUCCAGGAGGAUGCAGGGAAGUCGCCAGCUAGGAACAGAUCAGCCAGCAUCACUAACCUGUCACUGGAUCGGUCAGGUUCACCAAUGGUGCCUGCCUAUGAGACAUCUGUCAGCCCCCAGGCCAGUCGCACACAUUUGAAGGCAGAGACCAGCGAGGACGAGCGCAAAAUCCUUCUGGACUCAGUCCAGCUGAAAGACUUGUGGAAGAAAAUCUGCCAUCACAACAGUGGGAUGGAGUUUCAAGACCAUCGCUACUGGCUCCGGACGCAUCCCAACUGCAUUGUGGGAAAAGAGCUGGUCAACUGGCUCAUCAGAAAUGGGCACAUAACCACAAGGGUCCAAGCCAUUGCAAUAGGACAAGCGUUGGUUGAUGGACGCUGGCUAGAAUGUGUCAGUCAUCAUGAUCAGCUCUUCAGAGAUGAGUAUGCUCUCUACAGACCGUUACAGAGCACGGAGUUCUCGGAAACCCCAUCUCCAGACAGUGACUCGGUGAACUCUGUAGAGGGGCACUCGGAGCCAUCCUGGUUCAAAGACAUAAAGUUUGAUGACAGUGACACAGAGCAGAUUGCUGAUGAAGGAGAAGAUAACUUAGCCAACUCCGCCAGCCCUAGCAAGCGCACUUCAGUCAGCAGCUUCCAGUCCACAAUGGACAGUGAUUCAGCCGCCUCCAUCAGCCUGAACGUGGAGCUGGACAACGUGAACUUCCAUAUCAAGAAGCACUCCAAGUACCCACAUGUGCCCCCUCACCCUGCCGACCAAAAAGAGUACUUGAAUCCUGAAAACGGAGGGCAGCAGAUGUUCUCUAUAAGUGAUGCUUUUAUUAAAGAGUCAUUAUUCAACAGGAGGGUGGAGGAGAAGUCCAAAGAACUCUUUUUCACGCCCCUAGGCUGGCACCACAGCAAUCUGGAUCUGCUGAGAGAAGAGAAUGGGGAGAAACAGGCCAUGGAACGGCUGCUGUCUGCUAAUCACAACCACAUGAUGGCACUGCUUCAGCAGCUUCUAUACAAUGAGUCCCUGUCACUGUCCUGGAGGGAUAUCAUUGUACCUGUGGUCUGCCAGGUAGUUCAAACUGUACGGCCUGAUGUCAAGAACAGAGAUGAUGACAUGGAUAUCCGCCAGUUUGUCCACAUCAAAAAAAUCCCUGGUGGAAAGAAAUUUGACUCCAUGGUGGUGAAUGGAUUUGUUUGCACUAAGAAUGUUGCACAUAAAAAGAUGAAUUCUUGCUUAAAAAAUCCCAAAAUUCUUCUGCUGAAGUGCUCAAUUGAGUACCUCUAUAGAGAAGAAACAAAGUUUACCUGUAUAGACCCUAUAGUACUUCAGGAAAGGGAGUUCCUGAAGAACUACGUACAGCGGAUAGUUGAUGUCAGGCCUAAUUUGGUCCUUGUUGAGAAGACCGUGUCCCGAAUUGCCCAGGACAUGCUCUUAGAGCAUGGUAUCACUCUGGUCAUCAACGUCAAGCCGCAAGUCUUAGACCGGGUAAGUCGAAUGACCCAGGGAGACUUAGUGAUGUCAAUGGAUCAACUGUUGACCAAACCGCGUUUGGGAACCUGUCAUAAAUUUUAUAUGCAAGUUUUUCAGUUGCCUAAUGAUCAGACAAAAACCCUGAUGUUCUUUGAAGGGUGUCCCCAGCACCUGGGUUGCACCAUCAAGUUGUGUGGUGCUGCAGAGUAUGAGCUGGCCCGUGUGAAGGAGAUCCUGAUCUUCAUGGUCUGUGUGGCUUAUCAUUCCCAGCUGGAAAUAUCUUUCCUUAUGGAUGAGUUUGCCAUGCCCCCUACUCUGACCAAAAACACCUCCUUUCACUCCCUUAUUGAGGAGCCAGGAGAUGAAAAUGAACAACAGAACCUCUUCAAUGGUGAGGAUUUCAGCACAGCAGUCAGAGACAUUGAACUAUCCUCUGAAAAGCUGUCUGUAAUCUCUGAGUCGGUGUCCUCUGAUGAGGUCAGCUUGCUUGAACAAAGAGGUUUAUUUGAGAGAGGUGACCAAGAGAACAGUCAACUGGAAAUGGCGUCCUCAAAACAUCAAGAGCACCACAAAGUGGAGUCACUGUUUCCAGUAUUCAACUCUGUACCUCCUGGAAUACCCGAAACAUCCCUGCUGCCCCUCCAUGGUAUGGACCAGCACUUGGUCACUCUGGAUAGCCAAACUUUAGAGUCUCUUCAACAGGUGGAUGAUCUACAGGACUCCAAGAGUCAGAUGAGAGUCUUUAGAGACCCUCUCCAGGAUGAUACUGGUUUAUAUGUCACGGAAGAGGUAACUUCUUCUGAGGAUCGUCUCAAGACUUACUCUGCAGCAUUUAAGCAGGAGUUGAAAGAUGUCAUUCUCUGUAUUUCUCCUGUAAUGACGUUCCGUGAACCAUUUCUUUUGACUGAAAAAGGCAUGAGGUGCCCUGCCCGGGAAUACUUCCCUGAGCAAGUUUACUGGUCUCCUCUCCUCAAUAAGGAAUACAAGGAGUUGGAGAGCAGAAGGAAGAGACAAUUAUUGCGGGAUCUCUCCGGACUACAAGGGAUGAAUGGGAGUAUCCAAGCCAAGGCUAUCCAAAUCUUACCUUCUCAUGAGUUGGUUAAUACUAGAAUAGCAGAACACCUAGGUGAUAGCCAGAGCUUAGCCAGAAUGCUGGCUGACUAUAGGGCCAGAGGAGGGAGGAUACUACAAAAAACCACGGAUCCCUUUGCCCAAAGUAAGGAUGUGUGUAGUGUCCCUACUGGAAAAACUGGGUGCAGAAUUGAAGAGGAUGAGAAGGGACUGGCUCAGAGCGAAUCCUCAUGGUCUCAUAAGGUGGAUUGCCUGAGUCCAGUAAACCAUCAGAGGCUCUGUGUUCUCUUCAGUAGCUCUUCUGCUCAGUCCAGCAAUGCUCCAAGUGCCUGUGUUAGCCCCUGGAUUGUGACCAUGGAGUUCUAUGGGAAAAAUGACCUGACUCUAGGGAUUUUUCUGGAGCGCUACUGUUUCAGGCCUUCCUACCAAUGCCCCAGCAUGUUCUGUGAAACACCAAUGGUGCACCACAUUCGUCGCUUUGUUCAUGGGCAAGGCUGUGUGCAAAUUGUGUUAAAGGAGCUGGACUCCCCAGUCCCUGGGUACCAGCACACCAUUCUUACUUACUCCUGGUGUAGACUGUGCAAACAGGUGACACCGGUUGUUCCCCUUUCCAAUGAUUCUUGGUCUAUGUCUUUCGCAAAAUACCUUGAGCUGAGAUUCUAUGGGCACCAGUACACUCGAAGGGCCAAUGCAGAGCCUUGUGGUCAUUCCAUUCACCAUGACUAUCACCAGUAUUUUUCCUAUAAUCAGAUGGUGGCAUCUUUCAGCUACUCUCCAAUCCGGCUGCUUGAAGUGUGUCUUCCACUCCCUAAGAUCUACAUCAAACGGCAGGCUCCAUCAAAGGUUACUAUUUUGCAGGAUCUCAAGGAUUUCUCUCAAAAGGUGUCACAAGUGUAUCUUGCUGUUGAUGAUCGCCUUGCUUCUCUGAAAACGGAUACUUUCAGCAAAACAAGAGAAGAGAAGAUGGAAGACCUCUUUGCCCAAAAGGAGAUGGAAGAGGGGGAGUUUCGAAACUGGACUGAGAAAAUCCAAGCAAGGCUGCUUUCAUCAUCAUUAGACACACCUCAACAGCUGCAAUCUGUUUUUGAGUCUCUGAUAGCUAAAAAGCAAGGACUUUGUGAGAUGCUACAAGCCUGGAAUAAUAGAUUGCAGGAUCUCUUCCAACAAGAGAAAGGGAGAAAACGUCCAUCAGUACCACCCAGCCCUGGGAGACUGAGGCAAGGUGAAGAAAGCAAGAUCAGUAGUAUGGAUGCUUCCCCCCGCAAUGCUUCUCCAGCACUGCAAAAUGGAGAGAAAGAGGAUCGUUUCCUGACUACUUUAUCAAGUCAGAGCUCCACAGGCUCCACUCAUCUUCAGCUGCCCACACCUCCAGAGGUUGUAUCGGAACAUAUGACUGGUGCCAACACACUGUCUGAACAGGAUACAACAAGCAGCUCAGAAGAUGUGUUUGAUGGACACUCACUGGGAUCUACAGACAGCCAAGUGAAGGAGAAGUCUACUAUGAAAGCUAUUUUGGCUAACUUUUUGCCUGGAAACAACUAUAACCCCAUUCCAUUUCCCUUACCUCUUCCGAGGGUUGGACUCAAAUUGACAUUGUCUGGGUGUAGGUCAGGUUCAAUGGCUACUGCAUGUGCCCUCAAGUACCCCUCUCAUGUGAAAAUGGGCAGACUGGAAAGUCUUUCAGCUACUUGUGACCCAGAUAAGCACUACCUAAUGUAUGAGCAUGAACGUGUACCUAUUGCAGUCUGUGAGAAAGAACCAAGCUCCAUCAUAGCUUUUGCUCUCAGUUGCAAGGAGUACAGAAAUGCCCUGGAUGAGUUGUCCAAAGCAUCUCUGAAGAACAGUUCUGAAGAAGGACUGCAGCCGAACAGCAUGUCAGACAGCAAACCAAAGAGCAGUAGCCCUGUCCGGCUGCCUGAGGCUAGCAUGGGUCCUUCAAAUCGCAAUGCAGAGUCAGAACAGCCAAAGAAACCAUCUGGUGUUUUGUCUUUCUUCCGUGGCACGGGAGGGAAGAGCCCAGACCUGUCUUCCCAGAAGAAAGAGACCUUACGUGGUGCUGACAGUGCCUACUACCAGGUUGGACAGAUGGGCAAAGAGGGAGCAGAAAACCAAGGAGCAGAGCCUCAAGAUGAUGUAGAUGUAGGAGAUGGACAGAAGAAACAGCUGGUGAAUCCCCAUGUGGAACUCCAGUUUUCAGAUGCGAAUGCCAAGUUCUACUGCCGGAUUUAUUAUGCUGGCGAGUUUCAUAAGAUGCGUGAAGUGAUACUGGGGAGCAGUGAAGAGGACUUCAUCCGAUCCCUCUCUCACUCUAUGCCUUGGCAAGCACGAGGUGGCAAAUCUGGGGCUGCGUUCUAUGUGACUGAGGAUGAUAGAUUCAUCUUGAAGCAGAUGCCUCGUCUGGAAGUUCAGUCAUUCCUUGACUUUGCUCCACACUACUUCACUUAUAUCAUUAAUGCAGUUCAGCAGAAGAAGCCCACAGCUCUGGCCAAAAUCCUUGGGGUAUAUCGAAUUGGAUACAAGAACUCUCAAAACAACACUGAAAAGAAGCUGGAUCUGCUUGUCAUGGAAAACCUUUUCUACGGCAGGAAAAUGUCUCAGGUUUUUGACCUGAAGGGCUCCCUCAGGAAUAGAAAUGUUAAAACAGACACAGGCAAGGAAAGCUGUGAUGUAGUCCUGCUGGAUGAGAACCUUCUGAAGAUGGUCCGGGACAAUCCUUUGUACAUCCGUUCCCAUUGCAAGGCUGUGCUGAGAGCUUCCAUACACAGUGAUUCCCAGUUCCUCUCGAGCCACCUCAUCAUUGACUAUUCCCUGCUGGUGGGUCGUGAUGAUACCAACAAUGAACUGGUUGUUGGGAUCAUUGACUAUAUUCGCACUUUUACCUGGGACAAAAAGCUUGAAAUGGUGGUGAAGUCAACUGGCAUCUUGGGAGGACAAGGUAAGAUGCCAACUGUGGUCUCUCCAGAACUGUACCGGACCAGGUUUUGUGAAGCUAUGGACAAAUAUUUCCUGAUGGUGCCAGACCAUUGGACAGGACUGGGCCUGAAUUGCUAAGCUAAAGCCCAUAUUGGGAAAGCACAAGAGGACAAUGACAUUACAGUCCACUCUCUUCCUGUGGUCUGUCCAACAGUAAGCAAGAGGAUUGCAGUUCCAUGUCUACACUGACCGUGUGCGUCAUGUUGUGAAGUGUGAAAUCUGCGUGUUGCACUUUAAUCCUCUCUUGGAGGCUGAUAAGUGAACCAGCCUCACUAAGUAUCUAUGCUGUAAGGUACCACUGAACAGCAUUGAUAAGAGACAUUCCCUCUGUCAGUAGGGAAGGUGGCGCUAUCUCUGUGUAAGAGCACUGAAACAGAUACUAUCCAGUUCAUGAUGGUGUAGAAGUACAUGAUCUCUCUUAAGUCUUGCACUGCCUAAGUGGUGUUGAAUACAAGCAGCUCAUGUUUCUGUAGUGGAUACAUGGUACUGCAAAUGUGAAAUAAACCCCCCUCUGGGUGGGUGGGUGGGUGAGAGAAGAAUGAAAUUAAUUCCUGACUUUUGCUAUUAUUGUCAGUGGUCUGUAGUUGACCUGUUUAGGAUCCUUGAAUAACUUGUCCUGCUUAUGGUCUGUAACUUCAAUUUUUCCUGGGUUCUGUAAACAUGGGGGUUUUUUUUGGUUUUGUUUGUUUGUUUUUUUAAAAGACAGCUCCACAGCUGUAAUGCCAUAUCACUACAUCUUUUAAGUUAUAUUACUGCAGUACAACUCUGUCUUUAUCUGUCAUAAUUUCAUUUUAGCUGAAUCCCAUAAAAAUGGGUUGUCAGUCAUCAGCAUACUGCAAAACCCAAAACAUAUCCCUUCAGUCCUAAACAGUACUUUAAUCUGAAUGUUGCCCAAAUCCCUGGAAACAGGUAACUAAAAAAUAUAUCCUUUAAUUUAACAAGACUUGAUUAAUUACAGUUAUGAAGCUGAUUAACCCUUUCCUUAGCAGAAGGCACUAAGUUGCUAGACAAAAUGAAGCAUACUGCCUUAGAGUGACAACUUUCUCCUUAAUGAAACCAUCAUUCCUGGCAGAUAAUUUCAAAUCCAUUUCAGUUCCCCAGGACUUUCAAACAAUGCAUUUACCUCAUGGUGAAACUUUGCCGGGAGAAUAUUUUUCUUGCAUGCAUGACAUCCUGAUGAGAAUGAGCAUCCAGAUCUCAUCACACUGUGCAGUCCCAAUGGAAAAACUGUUUCUUUAGCAGUAUUAGUUUUUUUUUUUUUGCACCACUGAGAUGAAUGUAGUUAUGUUUUUCUGUAAAAAGAAAAAACUGAACUAACAGGUAUCUUGUAUGAUGGACAAGAUGUGCAGAGAUGUGUGAAUCUCUUAUGUUAUGACAAUAAGCACUUCUUUCCAUUUUUAUUAAUUUUUACCUGGUUUUGUAGGUGAUGAAUUUACUUUUUAGCUUCGUUAUAAUAUAGGCCAGUAGAUAAGAGAGUUUUUUUUAUGAGUUUGAGAGGCAAGAAUACUGUUCUUUGACUUCCAGUCUCUGAUGGAAGGACUUCAAACGAACAUGGAGUCUGGGAGCUCUUUAUGACCACUUGCUCAUUCUGACCAGUUGCCUGGUAAUGCCAUCUUCACUGUAACUAUGGAUUGAAAUUUGCAUUUUGUUCGCUUCUCCUGUGUUCAGUAUUUUCUUCUGCAGCAGAUGGUGGUGACUCUGUUCAGGAGCAACAGCUGGGCAGUACUGAGAAUGGAAAAUGGCAGCAGUGAGAACUGAACUGUUGGCUCCAAAAACAACCAGUGCAGCUCAGGUCUGAGCUUCCAGGAGGCAACAGUCAUUUGUGUUGGAAGAAGUCUUCCCCACCCCACUGCAAAGCCCUGCUGGAGAAUAAGCAAAGAUGCUGACCUUGAAGCAGCAGACAUGAAAGUAUUCUCACUUCCUCUGUACAAUGUAAUCAUUGUUUCUGGGGGUGCAGCGUUGAAGGCUGCAGUGAUAUGUGCUGUGGAAAGAUGAUGCAGUACUUCUUGCUUCCUCUGGCCCAGAAUCCCUUUGGUCCAACACAGUGCAUCAGAGGCUAAGCCACCUGCUCUGCAGCAAUUGCUCUGUUGGAAGUUGCCAGCUUUGUGUGCAGUGUAAGCAUGCCUGUUAUGUCUCUAUACCUUGCAGCUUGUCUCUUCUAAUGGAGCAGGACCUCUGGGCAGCUUUCCAGGUCAGUGGCAGCAGAAUGUGCAAAUAACCUUUCAUGUACUUCUCCCACCUUCUCCCCAGCUGCUCUUCAACACACAGUGCUGUAUGAGACAGGGAGCCAAUUUAGUCCAGCAGAUGGUGGUGUUGCUGUGGCACAAUUCUUGCAACAGGUAGAACACAUUCCUCAGGGAAAAUCUCCAGCUAUUUACAUAGUCUUCUCUUAAGUGGACUAGAUAAAGAAAAAACCUAAGGAGGUCUGAAGAUUAAUGGCAUAUCUUGAUUGCUUUAUAUUAACCUGGUAUAUAGUAACCUCCUCUCUUAAAGCUAAAAAUGAUGUGUGAUUAGUUUUGGGGAAGGGACUUGUUGGUUCCUAAAAUUCAAAACUCAAAAUGUAAAACUUAAGGAUUUUACCUGUAUUAUGUGCCAUCACUGCUUUUGCCAGCUGAGUUCGAGUUUUUAUCUGCUGCAGUAUGAAACUACAUCAGAAGCUGUCCUACCAUAGGGGUGUGAGCAAGGCAAAAAGUGGGAUACUCAAUUCAGGGGCAGUGCUGCCUUAUGCUGGUGUAAGGUUGAGUGGUGGGACUUGGGGGCUUUCUAGCAUGAUGUUGAAAAGCACAAAUGCAGGGUUAUCAGAACAGUGUUCCUCUAAUACUUGGAAGUGGGACUGCCAACACCUAGUAAAGGACAAGAGUUUGUGCUCUAAGUGAAACUUCUUUUGGUUGGUGCUGAAGUCAUCAGCAUUAGAAAAUGAAAUGGUAAUUGCAUGUGUUUUCCACUGAUGUAACUGAUGCUAUGAGACAUUGGUCAACUUCCCCACUACCACCUUGAUUUAGACAAUACUACUAUUUUAAAAAAAAAAAAAAAAAAGAAAAAAGAAGAAGUUGGGAUUCACCAUCUUGGUCUAUGCUGUAAUGUCUCAAUUUGAGUCCUAUGGUGUCCUAAUGUGAAGAUAUAUAAGCAACAGAGUACUUCAGUUUUAAUGUGGAGGUUUUAAGUCAGUGCAGAUACAGAGUAACUUUGCACAAGAAUUGGGAAAAGCCAGGCCAUCCCUCAUUUCUUCCUGUUUUCAGGACACAGAACUGGAAAUCUGGCACGCAAGAGAUUCAAGAUCCAGCUGUGCUAGACACUGAUACUAGCCUAGUAUUGCCACUAAGGUACUAAAGUAAUAACAAAACAGGAAUCUAUGGUCUCCAAGCUCCUGCUGUGGAGCCUUGGUUUGUUAUCAAAUCUCUGUAAGAAACAAAAAGAAGCAAAAAGAAAACCACUUAAUUUUUUGGUGAGAGGAGGUUUGUCUGUAUCUAAAUGUGUGCCUGGAGGCAGAGCCUGCUUCUCAAAAGAUGAAGGAUGACAGAAACAGAAUGGUGUGUUUUGGCUGCCAGAAACAGAAGAAUCCUGCCUUCAGCUCUGAGGAUUUUGUGGUGCUUCUUCUAUGAAGCUGACAAAGAGAAGGUGGGAGAAAGAGGCACAAACCAACACUGCUGAAGUUAAAAAGAAAAACAAGAACAUCCCAAACCAGGUAAGAGUGUGCUUGUAGCUGAAGUAGUAAAUUACUGAGAAAUACUCCUUACUGUUCCCUAGAAGAGUUUGGCCUUUGGUUACCUGCACAUGAUCCUGGAAUUGCAGUCUUGAGUGAAGUUUCGUGGACUUUGUCUUCAAAACCAGAACUUCAUGUAUUACAAGGUUCCAUAUGUUGUUAUUUCUGCUUGGUAUAGGGACAAAAUAAUUUAAAAGUUUAUUGCAGUUAGGAAGCUCUUUUCACUGAAAAGGUAGGUGUGGGGAAAAACCCACUGAUUGCUGUAUAGUUACAGCAGCAGGUUAUAGAUUGUUUUGUUUUGCUUGUAAAAUGUAAGCUGUUUGAGGGCCUGCAGGAGACCAGCUCCUAAAUCAUCACUGCUGACUGCUGGAAAUCCAGUUUUCCAAUUCAUCUAGUGCAAAGGCUGGCUAUGUGUUUGCUGAAAUUAUCUCUCAGGAUAUAAAAAUUGUAAGAGAAAAUGUGAUCUUAGUAGCAGUUCAUUGUUUUCUGGGUGUCUAAAUGUGCUCUGAAUCUACCUCUGAAAAGGUGGAGGGCUGAAGUCCCAUAAUAGCUGAAUAUGUACUUCAGCGAGGACAGGUAUCUUUUCUGUUAAUAUCUAUGGUGAGUAAAAAUACAAUGGCCAUAUCCUGCUCCUUGUCAAAGAAAGGCUGUUUUUACUAAGGGUCCUGGGCCUUUGAAAUUUGUUUCCCAGUUUCCAUCCAAAAUAGCAAGAAUGGAGCGGUGAUCUUGGUAUGUCUGCACAAAACCAUUGUACAUAUUUUUUUUGUGAUAUGAACAAAGUAUUCUUUUUCUUUUAAGUUUUCUACAGUGAAAAUAAUUUUUUAAUUCCACAUUAUCUGCUAGUUAGAUAUAUUUCUAUAGUAAAGUGUUUAUAUAGAUGUAAUCCAUAGUAAAUAUUCUAUAGUAAAUUAUGGUUGAAUAUAGUAUAGUAUUUGAAUAGUGAUUACUCCAAGUAUAGCAACAUCAGAAUUCAUGACUACUAUAACUCUUAUUUACUUGCUUAGUUUUGGGGGAACCCCCCCUACUUUCUUCUAAUAUCUCUCAUCAGUAUUUGGCUAGAGCUGUCUUGUGUGCUUGAGGUUGUCUGUCAAAACAGCAGACAGCUCCGUGUUCCUAUCUCAGAGCUCUCUUGCUUUCAUUGGCAAUGGCAACUCUGCCCAUUCUUGAAUAACACGCCAAGCCUAGUAGCUCUAAAAAACAAAUUAAUGAUAAAUAUUUUCAUAUGCAGUUUCUGUAGGCACCCUUAUUUAUAUGCACAGAAUAUACAGCAAAUGAAGGCAUACGUUAAGGAUUGAAUCAAAGGCAAUUUAAUGACUGAAGCUGUUUUUACUGAAGGUACCUCCAGAAAAACAAUAGGCAGUUUAACUGUUUGCUGCUUUUGAGUCAGCCCUGCUUCUCUGUUGAAAGGUAACCGCUGAGUGGGUGACCGAUGCAGCUGAGGAGCCAGCGCAUACUCACUCCUAGAGUCCCUGCCAACCUUUGCAGAAACAGAAGGCUGGGAUCACUGACCUGGUACGCUGCUCCAAUAUGGAUCCCUGAGAGGGAACACUUACACAGUACUGUUUAAACCUCAGAGCAAGCGCUGAACUGAUGUAGUAAUGCCAACCUGUGUUAAAGGUGCAAAGACAAUCAGUGAUCAAAAUACUGAUGUCCAUGUUGAAUUCUGUAACAGGUAUUAAAAUGACUAAUACUAAUUUACACCAGUAUCAUUUGUUAGUGUACUUAGUGGCUUCUGAAGCUUUUCAGGUUAGGACAAACCGAGCAGUUAAAACUUGGUUGUUUUCCAGGCCCAAUAUGAUUGGGGAAGUAGGGUACCUGCUUGUACUCAGUGACUGAUCUGGAGGUAAUUCUAACUUUAAGGGCAUGUAUGCUGUAAUUUAAGAUGAAAUUUAAGAUGAACCUGGCCUACAGUUUGCUGUCAUAUGAUGUUUCGUGUUUUUGUCUCGCUGUCAUAUUACACAAGGAAUUGUGCACUGAGAUGCUCCGUUGUAAAAUAAAGUGUUUACAUGUUUAUGCA
Molecule: messenger RNA, 12371 nt
Organism: Aquila chrysaetos chrysaetos
Lineage: Eukaryota; Metazoa; Chordata; Aves; Accipitriformes; Accipitridae
Gene: PIKFYVE
Product: phosphoinositide kinase, FYVE-type zinc finger containing
Exons: 46
Coding region: 163-6729 (2188 amino acids)
Biological process (GO): phosphatidylinositol metabolic process; intracellular signal transduction
Molecular function (GO): metal ion binding; ATP binding; 1-phosphatidylinositol-3-phosphate 5-kinase activity
Source: RefSeq, a predicted model, not a curated record